Molecule: messenger RNA, 582 nt
Organism: Dentiscutata erythropus
Lineage: Eukaryota; Fungi; Glomeromycota; Glomeromycetes; Diversisporales; Gigasporaceae
Source: the annotation of a GenBank genome assembly
AUGAACGAAGAGGACACGAAAAAACGUCUUCAUUUUCUUUGGGGCGCUUCUCAUACUUUACUGCCUACCGUCCCUGGUUUAUCAGCCUUUUAUAUGCAAAAAUUUAAUCAAUGUGCAGCUGAAGAAGAUUUAAAUCUUGCCGAUGGUGUCAAGCGAAAGUUUUGUGCACAUUGUGGAAACAUUUUCGUUCCUGGAAUGAACACUCAGAACGAUUUGAAACACACCAAUCACCGACAGCAUCAAGGUCAUAAAAAUGUUUUAUCUUAUGUUUGUACUUUGUGUAAAACUGAAGCAAGGUUCGCUGGUAGCAACGUUGUUAGGAAUAUUUUAUCCGUAGACAAUAUUAUCAAUACUAAUAAGCAAACUCAAGUUGCCAAAGUUACCAACAUAGCAUCUACAUCUUGCAAUAAAGGAUCAACGUCGAUUCAAAACCAAAAUUCUGUUGAUAGCAAUAAACCAAAGAAGAAAAAGCAGAAAACUCAGCUUCAGCAAUUAUUAGCUGAGGAAAAAAGAAAGAAAGAUGAAAGUAAAAGUUCUCAAUUAAGUGGAUUGAAUCUGGAAGAUUUUUUGUCAUCAUUGUAA